Messenger RNA from Zophobas morio, 953 nucleotides. RefSeq lists its product as uncharacterized. Gene Ontology annotation, biological process: sensory perception of smell. Bases 16 to 891 code for a protein of 291 amino acids. The transcript is spliced from 4 exons. The record is from RefSeq and is a predicted model, not a curated record. Lineage: Eukaryota; Metazoa; Arthropoda; Insecta; Coleoptera; Tenebrionidae. Gene Ontology annotation, molecular function: odorant binding.
GUAUAAAAGCCUCCCAUGAAACCCACAAACCAGUUCCCAUCAACUCGUUCAAGCCAAAACACCAAAAUGAAGACAUUGGUUUGCCUUUUCGUCGUCACCAUCAUCGCCACUUCGAUGGCGGACAACUUCCAUGAAAAGUUGCAAGGAUACAGCCAACAAUGCAAAGCCGUAACUGGAAUAUCCGAUGCUGCUUUGUCACAAGUCCUCAGACCCUCUGAUGACCCAAAACGCAAGGAACACAUUUUCUGUAUUUUGAAAAAAGCUGGAUUUAUGAACGACGACGGAGAUUUGCUUGUUGACGCUAUUGUGGAGGAAUACACUCAAGGAGGUUCUAAUCCUGAAGGUAUAGAAAAAGUGGUAAGGAAGUGUGCCGUGAAGAAGGAGAGUCCUCCGGAGACUGCCACCCACUUCAUCGAAUGCGUACAUCGACCCAGGCCAAAGAGAUACGUGUUGUUUAGGGAUGUCGCAGAAGAAUGUCACAAACCACACGCCAAGAUGAAGACUUUCGUUUGCUUUUGCCUCUUCGCUCUCGUCGCUAUAGCUUGGGCAACAACUCCCCAAGAAAAACUCCGGGAGUACAGCGACGCCUGCAAACCCGAAUCCGGAGUAACAGAAGAAACUCUCAACAAAGCUCGCAACCAUGAAGAUGUUGAUGACCCGAAACUCAAAGCUCAUGCUCUCUGCAUUUUGAAAAAAUCGGGAUUCAUUGGCGACAACGGACACCUCAAUGUUGACACAAUCAAAGAAAAGUUCAACAAAGCGAGCAACAAUGCCGAAGGUGUGGAAAAAUUGGUUAACAAGUGUGCUGUGAAUAAAGCCACUCCUGAGGAGACAGCAUCUGAAUUCUUCAAGUGCGUGCAUCAUGCUAGAGAAGAGGCGAAAGCUCAUUAAUAAUGUUGGAAAAUUUGGUUGUUUGAUAUGAUGGAAGUUGUCAAUAAAGUAAUAAGGAGUUA